GCCCGUCCGUCCGUCCGUCCGUCGGUCACCGCCGGAAGAACUGGGAAAAGUUGUACCUCUUCAAAGACAGCCAGAAGGAACAAGUUCUUGAGCUGGGAAAAAUAUUUCCAAACUUGACUGCAAGGAGUCCAUAAAAAUUGUAAUUUGUAUCCAGAACUAUGGAUAGACUUCUUCGACUUGGAGGAGGUAUGCCCGGCCUGGGCCAGGGUCCUCCUACAGAUGCUCCUGCUGUAGAUACAGCAGAACAGGUUUAUAUCUCUUCCCUGGCACUGUUAAAGAUGUUGAAGCAUGGCCGUGCGGGGGUUCCAAUGGAAGUUAUGGGUCUGAUGCUAGGAGAAUUUGUUGAUGACUACACAGUCAGAGUGAUUGAUGUGUUUGCUAUGCCUCAGUCAGGAACAGGUGUCAGCGUGGAAGCAGUUGACCCAGUAUUUCAGGCCAAAAUGUUGGAUAUGCUGAAGCAGACAGGGAGGCCUGAAAUGGUUGUUGGUUGGUAUCACAGUCACCCUGGCUUUGGCUGUUGGCUUUCGGGUGUGGAUAUCAAUACUCAGCAGAGUUUUGAAGCCCUGUCAGAGAGGGCUGUAGCCGUGGUAGUGGAUCCCAUUCAGAGUGUAAAAGGAAAGGUUGUUAUUGAUGCCUUCAGAUUGAUCAAUGCUAAUAUGAUGGUCUUGGGACAUGAACCAAGACAGACAACGUCAAAUCUAGGUCACUUAAACAAGCCAUCUAUCCAGGCCCUAAUUCAUGGAUUAAACAGACAUUAUUACUCCAUUACUAUCAACUAUAGGAAAAAUGAACUAGAACAGAAGAUGUUGCUAAAUUUGCAUAAGAAGAGUUGGAUGGAAGGACUGACACUUCAAGACUACAGUGAACAUUGCAAGCUCAAUGAAUCUGUUGUAAAAGAGAUGUUGGAAUUAGCCAAGAAUUACAACAAGGCUGUUGAGGAAGAAGACAAGAUGACACCUGAACAGCUGGCAAUAAAAAAUGUUGGCAAGCAGGAUCCAAAACGUCAUUUGGAAGAACAUGUGGAUGUGCUCAUGACCUCAAAUAUUGUCCAGUGCUUAGCAGCUAUGUUGGAUACAGUUGUAUUUAAAUAAGCCCCAGCAGGAAACUGUUAGUGAUGUUUUCUGUGUAUAUUCCUCUAUUGUUUCUAAUACUCGGAACCCAAGGUUUGCUGAAAGUAUCUUUGGUUUAAUGGAAGACAUCUGGCAUCAUUUGCAGUCUAAGAGCAGCAUUGCCCUUUCAGUCUCUGUUGUGCAAUUACUUCUGUUUCUUUAGGUCAGUCUUUGCAGAUUCAAAAGUAGUAGAAGAUCACAUCAACGUGGGCAAAUCUGAGUUACCGUUUAAUAUUGAAGAAAUCAGUAGUACUUAUAUUUUGAUUGUUGCUACAUAAUAAAAAUAAAUUUACAAUCUAG
Messenger RNA from Tachyglossus aculeatus (Australian echidna), 1409 nucleotides. RefSeq names its product proteasome 26S subunit, non-ATPase 14 (gene PSMD14). Gene Ontology annotation, cellular component: proteasome regulatory particle, lid subcomplex. Gene Ontology annotation, molecular function: metallopeptidase activity; proteasome binding; protein binding. The record is from RefSeq and is a predicted model, not a curated record. The transcript has 12 exons. NCBI's taxonomy places the organism in Eukaryota, Metazoa, Chordata, Mammalia, Monotremata, Tachyglossidae. Gene Ontology annotation, biological process: protein deubiquitination; proteasome-mediated ubiquitin-dependent protein catabolic process. Bases 159 to 1091 code for a protein of 310 amino acids.